UCUCCGCAGUGUGGAAAUAGUUGAAGAGCGCACGCAGUCCAAUCCACAAAACACAUUUUUAGCUAAGCGAGGAAUAUACAUUUGUGAGUUUCUUGUCAGCAUCGCUUGGACAUGAUUUGUAUUCUUUUUAACAGGCUCUGAAAGACGCGCAGUCAGUGAAGGACGUUUGAAAACUGACUUCUGAUUAGUUCACGAUUAAGUUCAAACCGGGAAAAGACACGGAUAGAGGUUGUUUUUAUCAACGACAUAAGAUUCAUUUAAAAUCAGAGCACAGGCAGCAUGGCGAGAGAAGACGCUCGAAAUUGGCAUGACUUCACAAAAAUGAUCGGACUGUUCAGCGUGGUCACGUUGCUGACUUUUCAAGGGGCGGUGUCUCAGCGGGUGAAGGUGGAACCGGAAGUGAUGUCCUACCCCAGCCAGGCGGUCAACCUGAGGUGUGCCUUCGCAGACGCUGGAGGGAUACAGCUCACACAGGUGUCCUGGAUCUAUGAGCCGAAGGAGGGCGAGCGGCUCAACAUCGCCGUGUACCACCCUACCUUUGGGGCAAGUUACCCCACAUCGCCCCUGAAGGGGCGGGUCCGCUUCACGACGGAGCCCCCCUCCCUCAGCAACCCCUCCAUCCAGAUCUCGGACGUCAAGAUGACUGACGAGGGGAGAUACAUCUGUGAAUACGCCACCUACCCCAGCGGCAACGAACAGGGUGUCACCUCCCUCGUCAUGCUAGCCAAACCCAGGAACUCUGCCUCCGGGGUAACAGUGAUAGCCUCCACUGUCGCCACGGGAGCCCAGCCAGUUGUCGUGGCCCGCUGUGAGUCGGCCGACGGUCGUCCUGCUGCCCAGAUCGCAUGGGUGACAGCUGUCAACGGCAACGCUACCACCGCCUCUACGGAGGGCGCUGACAACACCGUGACGGUAUCCAGCCAGUACAUGCUGGUUCCCACAGCAGCAGACAACGGCAAAGACAUCAGCUGUUUGGUGUCCCAUCGAACCCAGGCCAAGCCUGAGAGCUUCCUGAUGAACCUGGCCAUCGAAUACCCCCCACAGGUGACCAUCCUGGGCUAUGAUAAUAACUGGUACGUGGGUCGGACCAACGUGGCUCUGACCUGUCAGGCUACUGCCAACCCCGUCCCUACCACCAUCGCAUGGAAAACUAUGUCCGGUCAGAUGCCAGACACAGUGCAGGUAAAAGAAAACGUGCUGACUGUGCUAAAGGUGGACGAGCAGAUCAACACAACCUUCGUCUGCGAGGUCAAGAACCGCCUGGGCACCGGCAAGGACCAGGUCACUGUUAUGGUCCGAGAACCCUCUGUGGUCCCCUCCAACGCGGCCGUGGUGGCAGGUGCUGUGAUUGGCUCCCUUCUGGCCCUCCUCCUCGUCGCCGCCCUUAUCGCCGUCCUGGUCACCCGGAGCCGCCGGCAACAGCAGGGUUACCGUGGCAACCCAAACCACAGCUCCUUCGACAUAAAGUCGCGUCUCUUCGGCGCCGGGAAGAAGGGGAGCAAGAAUGGGACAGGUGCUGGCGCUGGGGGCAACGGGGUGGGCGGCAACAACAACAGCCCCAUCUACGUCUACAAGGAGGGCUCCGCCCAUGAUGGCCUGACUGACAAGGCCAAUCAACAUGUGCCACUGCACCUGGGGGGGCAUGGUGAGGGGGGGGUUGCCACGGCGCCCACGGCUCAGGACAUCCUGCUGAGCGGCGAGCUGGACGAGGCAGAGCGAAGGAAGUUUGCCCAGCUGGAGGACGACGAGGAGAGUUACGACCACUUUGGAGGGGGCGGGCCCAUCCUGCAACUCCGCCCACCACAUGACCAGGACGGAAUCAUGAGCGGUUACCUUGACGACGACAUGGAGUCUCAGCGCGACGGGUCGGUCAUCUCACGGACUGCCGUGUACGUGUAGAGAGAAUGGGCAGAGGAAGAGGAGGAAGAGGAGGAGGAAGAGAAAGCAGGAUGAAGAAGGAAAGGAUGAAUGAACAUGUCCUCCUUCUAGAGGAGUCGGUGGUGUUGGGUUCUCCUCUGUUGGAUCAUUUGAAAUAUGUUAACAACGACCAAACAUGCAGCCCAUAGAGAGAGCAAGAUGAAGUGGCUGAGGGAGGGAAUGUACAGAAACCAGAUGAACUGAAUGAAGUGGCUGAGGGAGGGAAUGUACAGAAACCAGAUGAACUGAAUGAAGUGGCUGAGGGAGGGAAUGUACAGAAACCAGAUGAAGUGGCCGAGGGAGGGAAUGUACAGAAACCAGAUGAAGUGGCUGAGGGAGGGAAUGUACAGAAACCAGAUGAACUGAAUGAAGUGGCUGAGGGAGGGAAUGUACAGAAACCAGAUGAAGUGGCUGAGGGAGGGAAUGUACAGAAACCAGAUGAAGUGGCCGAGGGAGGGAAUGUACAGAAACCAGAUGAAGUGGCUGAGGGAGGGAAUGUACAGAAACCAGAUGAACUGAAUGAAGUGGCUGAGGGAGGGAAUGUACAGAAACCAGAUGAACUGAAUGAAGUGGCUGAGGGAGGGAAUGUACAGAAACCAGAUGAAGUGGCUGAGGGAGGGAAUGUACAGAAACCAGAUGAAGUGGCUGAGGGAGGGAAUGUACAGAAACCAGAUGAAGUGGCUGAGGGAGGGAAUGUACAGAAACCAGAUGAACUGAAUGAAGUGGCUGAGGGAGGGAAUGUACAGAAACCAGAUGAACUGAAUGAAGUGGCUGAGGGAGGGAAUGUACAGAAACAAGAUGGAGGACUGGUGCGUUGAUAAAACAACUAUUUUUCUCUGGUCCCAAUAUGAAAAGUGGAUCACUUGAUAUCUAUCUACCAAAACAAUGAAAGAAAUCCUGAAACUAUCUUUCUCACAUCGCUGCUCUGUCUGUUGUGUUCCUCAUUUCUUUAGUUUAGGGACCUUGGAGAUUGAAGCCUCCAGAGAGACACAUUGUAGUAGGGACUUGUGGGUAAAAUGGCAUCUCCAUGCAGCCGUUCCCUCCCUAGCUAGAGAAACUCCUCACUAAAAUAUUCACUCUUAUCUCCACUAAAUGCACAGUAGCAAUGUAAGGGGUGUCACGAUGGUAUCUGCUCCCUGCUAUUCUCGUCUCUCUCCUGUGGGACAACGUUUGUUCCGGCUACAGUAGCCUUGUUUCUGCUGUAUGUGACAGUACUGGGGAAGGGAACAGGAAGUUUGGCAGGGGAAGUGGUCGAUGUAGUUGUGGUUAAGUAAAAUGUCAAACUCUCUCUAGUGUCUGUAUGUUGCAGUAGGCCUCCUCUUUCUACCUCAUUUUCUCUCUGCUAUUGUGCCACCAACUGGAAGUAUGUGCAGAAUUUAGUUUGGGACAUUCUGAAAUGAUAAACAACUUACUGAAGGAGUGGUAGUAAUCUAGAUGAAGACCGUGCAUGAAAGGGGAAUUGAUAGAGGGAUAGGAGGGAGGCAAACCAUACAGCCGUUCUCAUGUCCGGAGAGAGGGAUUAGGAUGAAUUGAUAGAUAGGAGGGAGGGAAACCAUACAGCUGUUCUCAUGUCCGGAGAGACAGGGAGAGAGGGAUUAGGAUGAAUUGAUAGAGGGAUAGGAGGGAGGGAAACCAUACAGCUGUUCUCUCAUGUCCGGAGAGACAGGGAGAGAGGGAUUAGGAUGAAUUGAUAGAGGGAUAGGAGGGAGGGAAACCAUACAGCUGUUCUCUCAUGUCCGGAGAGACGGAGAGGGUGAUUAGGAUGAAUUGAUAGAGGGAUAGGAGGGAGGGUAACCAUACAGCUGUUCUCAUGUCCGGAGAGACAGGGAGAGAGGGAUUAGGAUGAAUUGAUAGAGGGAUAGGAGGGAGGGAAACCAUACAGCUGUUCUCAUGUCCGGAGAGACAGGGAGAGAGUGAUUAGGAUGAAUUGAUAGAGGGAGAAAAAGGGACGGCUCAAACAGCAGGCUGUUCUCCCUUUCCUCCAUUUGAUCCCUCCCUCCUUGUGGUGUUCCUGACAGGAAGAGUUUGAUUGCUAAUGAGCCUUGAAGUCAAUGCUCAUUUAAGCCCACACACACACACACACACACACACACACACACACACACACACACAAACCAAAGUACCACCGCUUAGAUGGUAUGACGUGGACAUUUUCUCUUCCUCCCCGCUCUCCUCUGUUCUCCCUCUCCUCCGUUCUCCCUCUCCUCCCUCCUUACCAUGUCUCUUACCUCUGUCUCUCUCCAUCACCUCUCUCCUUCUCUCCCUCACUGUCUCUCUCCUCCACCAGAAUUUCUCCAUCACCUCUCUCUACCCUGUGUGUGUGUGAUUUACACAGGGCUGUGGGGAGGUCAGGGAUACAGGGAGAGCAAAGGGAGUAUUUCAUGCCUCCCUCCCUACGUGUCAAACACCCCACUUACUGUACCCCCUUCCUCCUGCCAGACCUGACUCAGAAAGCCAUGGUGGAGUCAUGCCCUGAUCACUGUACAUCUCGGCUUUCAUAGUUUGAUUAGUAAGGUUUCCUCCUAUCCCAUUGUAUAUGUUGCUCUGUCAAUCUAUACAAUCACAAGGUAUAUAGAAAUCCAAAUACAUGAUGGCAUAUUUGCAUCUGCAGCUAAUUAAGUUAUAAAUUAAUUGAUUGAUUCUGUGCAAACACAGGGGGGUGAAUGACCUGUUACAGGACCUACAUUGACUAGCAGAAGUCUGGGUAUAAUCCUUCAUAAUUCAAACAGACCGGAGCCUGAUAGUUUAGUGACUAAUUUGUCUUUCUAACAAGACAGUCGAGGGCUGUUCAAGCCAAUCUCACCAUGUACAACUAUUAUACAUCACUAGAGGCAAACAGACGAGCACUGGAAGGCUAUGACCAGCUGUCUUCCUGAAGAGCCUUACGUUCCUACCCUCAAUACCCCAGAUCUGAAUCCCCUCUGAAUCAGCCCCUUCACAACUCCUAUCUCAUGACUCCCCUGUGAUUCAUCGUGUUUCCUGGUUAAUCAGUGGGUUUUCCUCAGUGGGGUUUCCUGACCAGGUGAGGCACCUGAUUGGCCCAUUAAGCAUGGGUCUGUUUCUGAGUCACGACCAGCCAGAGGUCAUGGGGUCAAACGAUGUGCGUUUUACCGCUGAGGGCGUGGAGGGUGCCUGUGGGCCGCACCUCUACUAGGGCACUUUAACCCAUAGGGUUCACAGAGAAACACACAUAUUACACACACUCUGGUGAGAGAGCGACAUGUAUUAGUGUUCCAGGAUGACCUUGACUGUUGUGGUGGAGGUUGACCUUGGUGUAGGGGAGAGAAAGGAACAGAGAGGGGGAGGAAGGGAUGGAUACUGACCCACUGAGACUUGCCUAACCAUCAGCACUUGAUAACACGAUAGCCUAAGUCUGUCAAUUACUAUAGAUUGAUAGCAUAAUGGCCUCAGUAUAAGCCUAAACUCUGAUUUACAUACACAUUAUAGAUACAGUACACAUGCAGGGAGCAGGGCUCAACAGUGCAACCAUUUUACUCGCAUAUGCGCCUACAUUUUUUGCUGUGCGACAGAAUUAUUUUGGAUCCCCAGUGUGCUGAGAACCGUUUUGAAUUCUAGCUUCUUUACCUCAAAUAUUUUUCACUGUGCUCCUAAAUUUCUUUGUGUGCGCCUACAUGUUUCAACUUAGCCACACACGUGCUCCUAAAAAGGUCAGCAUAGAGGCCUGUAGUGAACUACUAAUCAUGACCACUAACACAAACAUGUAUCUCCUAUCUUUGCACUUGUGUGUAACACCAAAACAGGAUAUGCCCACUAGUUAUAUUUGUAUGAAGGUGAUUAAGUGUGUCUUUGGAGAAAUAUUGAUAAUGUCCUUUGGUUUGUAAUGGGAAGGAGGAGGGAGGGGAGGGAGAAAGUUGUAUGUAUAUUUUGGUGUGAGGUGUCUGUAUAGUAUAUAUGUACGGAUCUUUAUUUUUCUUGUCGAACUCCUGUGGAAAAAAUGUGGAUAUUUAUCAUUGUAAAUAACUGCUGUAUAGAGUCAAUGUUGUCGUGUGGAACUCAUUUCCUGGUUUGGCCAAGGUCAAAGUUCAAUCGGAGCCAAUAAUAUUGUACACAGAAUGUAACUGCUUAAAUAGACAACCCUUCAAUGAAAAGGUGUAGGAUGUAUAAGAUGCACAACUUCAGCUACAUGUAAACAUUUGAGUUUUUCAGCCAGGAUGAUGACUGAAAUAACUGGAUAAGACAGGUUCACUAAACUCAAUCAGCAUACUUAAGAUAGCUGCCCCUUCACCCAUAAACACACACACUAUUUAUCAGAUAGAGUAGCUCCCACAGAGUCAGCGCUGUGUGUGUGGUUUCUGAGUCAGCGCUGUGUGUGUGGUUUCUGAGUCAGCGCUGUGUGUGUGUGGCUCAGGGGCUUUGGGACAUCUGUCACUGCCACAGUGCGUGUAACCCUAAUGUAACCCCCAUUUCCUGCCCCCUCUGUCUCUUAGCAUAGAGAGUUAGAGGAGACAUUACUGUACACUGUCCCCUGCAGCCUGAUCUCUCUCUCUCUCUCACGCACACACACACACGCGCGCACACACAGAGACACUUCCCGAAUGCACACAAACACUCAGUGGUCCCAACUAAGCUCGGUGGUCAGAACUCUGUCAGCACAUUCACAGACCCUUCUGUUCCCCAGAGACUGGGAGAGAGCCACACACACACUCCCUUCUGUUCCCCAGAGACUGGGAGAGAGCCACACACACACUCCCUUCUGUUCCCCAGAGACUGGGAGAGAGCCACACACACACUCCCUUCUGUUCCCCAGAGACUGGGAGAGAGCCACACACACACACUCCCUUCUGUUCCCCAGAGACUGGGAGAGAGCCACACACACACUCCCUUCUGUUCCCCAGAGACUGGGAGAGAGCCACACACACACUCCCUUCUGUUCCCCAGAGACUGGGAGAGAGCCACACACACACUCCCUUCUGUUCCCCAGAGACUGGGAGAGAGCCACACACACACUCCCUUCUGUUCCCCAGAGACUGGGAGAGAGCCACACACACACUCCCUUCUGUUCCCCAGAGACUGGGAGAGAGCCACACACACACUCCCUUCUGUUCCCCAGAGACUGGGAGAGAGCCACACACACACUCCCUUCUGUUCCCCAGAGACUGGGAGAGAGCCACACACACACUCCCUUCUGUUCCCCAGAGACUGGGAGAGAGCCACACACACACACUCCCUUCUGUUCCCCAGAGACUGGGAGAGAGCCACACACACACACACUCCCUUCUGUUCCCCAGAGACUGGGAGAGAGCCACACACACACACUCCCUUCUGUUCCCCAGAGACUGGGAGAGAGCCACACACACACACUCCCUUCUGUUCCCCAGAGACUGGGAGAGAGCCACACACACACACUCCCUUCUGUUCCCCAGAGACUGGGAGAGAGCCACACACUCCCUUCUGUUCUCCAGAGACUGGGAGAGAGCCACACACACACACUCCCUUCUGUUCCCCAGAGACUGGGAGAGAGCCACACACACACACACUCCCUUCUGUUCCAGCAGAGACUGGGAGAGAGCCACACACACACACUCCCUUCUGUUCCCCAGAGACUGGGAGAGAGCCACACACACACACUCCCUUCUGUUCCCCAGAGACUGGGAGAGAGCCACACACACACUCCCUUCUGUUCCCCAGAGACUGGGAGAGAGCCACACACACUCCUCUGGCCCAAUGUCAGGGAUUUGAAGGAGAAUGUGUGCUAAGAACACUUUAUGAGAAUCAUCUGUACUGUUGCUCUCUGUGAGUGCUGCGUUUUACCGCUUUCCCAAAAUAAAAUACCCAAUUGGCCAAACUUGACCUCCACAGACUGGUCCUGAAGUAAAAUGCUUCUAGAAAAUCACUAUCCAACUAUGUCUUCAGUCUUAUACAACAUUUAGUUUUUUUUUAUGUAAGUGUUUUCUGGGAAUCUACUCUUGACUUCCACUUGUACUGGUUGGCACAAAGGUUUUAAAGUAAAAAUGUUUUUAGAGAGUUGCCGUAAUGUUCCUGUCCUGGAGCUAACACAGUGGUAGGUUGUUAGUUAGUAGUUGUUGAUAAUCCACAUCAUCGUCAUCUGGCUCUAAACACUGAUGACUAAUCCAAGCCUUAGCUUCCUUGUCGUCUCGAUCGCUCCCCCCUGACGUGUACAUAGUAUAAAUAUAUAAAUACAGUAUCUAGCGGAAAUAAUUACUAAUUUAUGGUGUCACGUGUUCUAUUUCUCAGCGGCAGGCAUGAAGGAUUUAUUCUGUUCUGUAUCAAUGCUUUGUCCUUAUCUUUUUAUCUCUUAUUGCAGUGCUUUAUAAUUAAUGCUUUUGGAGUGCUUUAUUUCUCCACUGCUUUGCUGUGACUACUACGCCAAAACAGGCUUAAUUAAUGUGCUUUUACUGCACAAAAUGGUGCACGGUGCACACUCAAAACAAUCUUACCACAAAAUGUGCUUUUUGUUCACCAUUCUCUGAACUUGUUUAUGUUAUUUUUUAAAGAAACAUUUUAGAAUUUGUCAUGUCUUUCUAUUUUAUUUUUUAUUUUUUUGUAUUUGGUUGCAAUUAAAGUUUUCUUGAUUUUUGAAAUGA
This is a messenger RNA of Oncorhynchus masou masou (cherry salmon), 8483 nucleotides long. RefSeq names its product nectin-2-like. Lineage: Eukaryota; Metazoa; Chordata; Actinopteri; Salmoniformes; Salmonidae. The coding region runs from base 280 to 1899 and encodes 539 amino acids. The record is from RefSeq and is a predicted model, not a curated record. The transcript has 7 exons.